AUGGCGACCUCACUCCUUUCGCAGAGUGUCCGACCUGCGCUCCAAUCUCCCGAUGCCUUUUCCUUUGUAUGCCGCACCUGUCAACGUAACGCCGCCACUUAUCGCCGGACGAGAAAACUGCUCCGCGUAAAAGUCGACCCAUCAUUUGCUCCAUCCAAGACGGAGGCACAAGACCACAUUAUCUUCAACCCUCCAUCGAGCGCGCCGAGUCCAUACGAUACCCCUCCGAAGUUCCUUCCCAAGUCCGAUCCUCGAUGGGCAAUGUACAGCGCCGCCGCAUCAACACCUGCCGCGUCGACAACGACUCCCGCCUCUCCCGCCGCACCGACAUCAAUACUUGCAUCAAUAGCAGCGAAACGCUUGGGAAUGAAUGGUCCUCCCGUCCAAUCGCUACCUCCUGUUCGACCUCGAUACGAGAAGAAGUAUCACCUCACACAAGAACAAAUCGAAGAGAUCCGCAGAUUACGGAAGGAAGACCCGCGGCAAUGGACGCGAGUACGAUUGGCGGAGAAGUUCGAAUGUUCUCAGUUCUUCGUCAGUCUGUGUUGUUCAGCACCGGAGAUCAAGGAUGAGCAGGACGAGGAGCUGGCGAGAUUAAAGGCUCGGUGGGGACGCAGGAAGACGGAGGCGCGCGAGGCGAGGCAGGAGAGAAAGAAGCUUUGGGGACAAGAUGCUUGA
Messenger RNA from Zymoseptoria tritici IPO323, 678 nucleotides. RefSeq lists its product as uncharacterized. Bases 1 to 678 code for a protein of 225 amino acids. The transcript has a single exon. Lineage: Eukaryota; Fungi; Ascomycota; Dothideomycetes; Mycosphaerellales; Mycosphaerellaceae. Gene Ontology annotation, molecular function: structural constituent of ribosome. Gene Ontology annotation, cellular component: mitochondrial large ribosomal subunit. The record is from RefSeq and is a predicted model, not a curated record.